Messenger RNA from Silurus meridionalis, 3944 nucleotides. It is a transcript of the gene col17a1a, whose product is annotated as collagen, type XVII, alpha 1a. The record is from RefSeq and is a predicted model, not a curated record. The transcript is spliced from 47 exons. Bases 1 to 3867 code for a protein of 1288 amino acids. Lineage: Eukaryota; Metazoa; Chordata; Actinopteri; Siluriformes; Siluridae.
AUGGAGUUUGUGCCUACCAAGAGUGUAGCUGGCUCAAGUAGCAGUGCGGUGCAAGUUGUGAGCAGUGGCUCCUCUGUCACUUCAUCUUCAAGUGGAGCUGCUGGAGGUUUGGGAGCUUCUGGUUUAACCUCAUCCAUCAUUACAGCUGGAGUUCCUUCAGGAGCAGGCGGAGGUUCUGCAAGCACUUUCGAGUCCCGUACCUCCUCUCAGUUUGUGUCCAGCUCUUCUGGUGACUUAGGAAGUCAUUCGCUCGGUUCAAUGAAUCUAUCAGGGGGUGGGGUUCACUCGUUGACCAUGUCUUCUGGAGGAGGGACUUUGCCCACCUCUAUGUCAAUGGGAGGCGGAUCUACUAAAUACACCUCCUCUUCUGCAACAAGUGCCAUGAAGAGUGCUAGCUACUCCCCAGUCACACAGAGGAAAAGCAGCCUGACCCUGCGCACUGCAGGAUAUGAAGGAAGCUCCAGUGGCAACUCCUCUCCUGAAUAUACUAGGAAAGAUGCAGCUACCAGAGGACGCACCCAGACAAGAGAGAGCGAGAUCAGAGUCCGACUGCAGAGUGCCUCUCCAUCCACUAGAUGGACUGAACUGGAUGAUGUGAAGAAACUUCUUAAAGGAAGUCGCUCCAGUAGCAGCAGUCCUCCUCGUUCUCCCACAAAUACCCUGCCCAUUCCUAAAAAAGCAAGCGUGGACACACGCAUAGAGAGCCACUCAGGUUAUGACAGCUCUAUCCUGGAGUCUGCAUACAGUACAUAUGGCUAUCACACCAACCCCAACAACCUCAGCCCCGGCUCCACACUGCAACACAACGUGGGACUGCAGAACAACAUGACCAUGAACUCCUCAGCCAUAAGCAGUGGCCUUUCUGCUGGGAAUGCAGUAUAUGGGAUGCAGAAUAACUUGGCUGGUGGUGGCGGAUUGGCAGUCACAGCAAACGGGAUCAGUGUGGCUCCAGUAUACGGAGUUCAGAAGAACAUUGUGAGCACUACAGCUUCCACAGCUGCUACAGUUGCCCCAAGCAGCCCUGUCAGCACCGACGAUGUGUUUGUUAAGGAUUACAAGUUCAUGUUGCUGGAGAAAGACAACGUUCCAGUAAAGAAAGAAAGCGAGAGGCUGAUUAUGUCGAAAGACACUGGAAAAACGUUCACUUCCACCAGUGGACUAAGCAUCAAGGUUACCUCAACAAAAGACAAAGCCACAUAUGCAGAGAUUCGCAAAGAUGAAUCUGAAGGAGGUGGGAUGGGAUUCUGCUCCUGUUGCACAUGGUGGAAAUGGCUGCUUGGAUUGCUGCUGGGAUUGCUCUUACUGCUGGGUCUUCUUGCUGGACUCAUCGCUCUGGCUGAAGAAUUAAAGAACCUAAAGGCUCGUGUGGAUCGUUUGGAUGGCGGUGGGAGCACCAUAUCCUCUGCUCACAAUAGCCGCCUGUCAGCGCCAUCCUCUGUGAACAUUUUAGAUCCACUGGAUACUGUACAAUAUGAACGCACCCCUAUAACACGAACAGAAAACACCAUACAACUAGGGUCUGACCCAGUGCAGCCCGACCCAGCCACUCUGCAGAAGACCAUAAAACAACUCGUCCAUUCUGAAUUACAGUCAGAAAGCAUCAGAGCUACACUGGCCUCCUCACUGAAAGGAGAAAGAGGGGAACCUGGGGUCAAAGGUGACCAGGGAGCUCCUGGAAAUAAAGGUGAUGCAGGAUUUCCGGGAGUGCCAGGCCCUUCUGGUCCUCCUGGUCAUCCAGGCCAAGAAGGUACAAGAGGACCUAAAGGAGCUGCUGGUGAGCCAGGACAUGAUGGUCCACCAGGACAGAGAGGUCGUGAGGGGCCAACAGGACCUAGAGGAGAACCAGGGCCUUCUGGAGUUGGUGAGAAAGGAGAGAAAGGGACAUCUGGAGAACCUGGACCAACUGGACCUGCAGGACCACCUGGACCUAUGGGACCCAGAGGUGAAGUGGGUGCACCAGGCACUGCUGGUAUUCCAGGGGCCCCUGGUCCUCAAGGCUUCCGUGGUGAUGCUGGUGAUCCUGGAAUAAAAGGAGAGAGAGGAUCUGCAGGACCUCCUGGAGCUAAAGGUGAUCAAGGAGAGAAAGGACCCCGUGGUGUCACUGGAGAACCAGGGCAGCCAGGCCCCAUCGGUCCGCCCGGAGAGAAAGGACUCAAAGGAUCAGCAGGUCCCCCUGGACCAGAUGGUGCAAAGGGAAACCGUGGGGACCAAGGACCAUCUGGUUUGCCAGGUCCACGUGGACCAGCUGGACCUCAGGGAGAUGCAGGUGUUCCAGGAACUCCGGGGCUUCAAGGACCACCAGGUUUGCCAGGAACACCGGGUCAGCCAGGGUCUAAAGGUGAAGCAGGUGAACCUGGAAGAGUUGUCACUGCAGGCUCUGCUUCCAACACUGUGGCUAUUCCUGGACCCCCAGGACCUGCUGGACCUGCAGGUCCUGCUGGAUCCCCUGGACUAUCAGGUCCCAUUGGCCCUGCUGGUCUUCCUGGCCCUGCUGGACCCAAAGGAGAAAGGGGUGAGAAAGGUGAUGAUGGUGAACCGGGCAUUUCUGCUAAAUCUGUUGAAAGAAUCAAUGCUGGUCUUCCUGGCCCUCCCGGCCCCCCUGGACCCCCUGGGACACCUGGAGAGCCUGGGAAACCUGGUGUUGGUCUCCCUGGACCACCUGGUGAAAAAGGUGAACCAGGAAGCUUUGUACCCAAUUCAGAAACCUUUUUUGCUGGACCCCCUGGGCCUCCUGGACCUCAAGGAGAGCCUGGCCAUCCUGGACUACCAGGAGAACCUGGAGUUGGUUUUCCAGGACCUGAAGGCCCAAGUGGACCCCCAGGCCGUGAUGGCUUACCAGGCCCACAAGGACCACCAGGCCCUGGAGGGCCACCAGGUUCAAAAGGUGAUGCUGGUGUUCCAGGAGCCCCUGGCAUUCCAGGAUAUUCUUAUAGUGCGGGCAGAAGCUCACCUGGAUCACCAGGUCCACCUGGACCUCCUGGGCCUCCUGGACCUCCUGGUGGAGGCUCUGGUUCUCCAGAUGUUUCUCAGCAGCUUAAUGACCUUCUCAGAAAUGAUGGCAUUAGGGAAUAUUUCGCUGGUCCUCCUGGGCCCCCUGGACCACCUGGAAGUAUAUCUGAUGCUGAUUUGGCAAACCGAAUAAUCAAUUAUAUCCAAAGGGAGGAGGUAAGACAGUAUCUGGUUGGUCCCCCAGGACCACCUGGAACUCCAGGUAUUCCAGGCCUUAGCCCUCAGGAAGUAGCUGGAAGAGUCCUCAAUCUUAUGAAUGAUGCUGAUUUUAGAGGACCACCUGGUCCUCCGGGGCCCCCUGGACCUCAGGGUCCUCCUGGAAUGACAGGAGGUCUGGUGUCAUAUGCUGAAAAUGCAAACCAAGCACCAAUUCGUGCAGAACUGCAGGAAUAUCUAAAGAGUGGCAGGGUGUUCCGUGAAGAGCCAAACCGUAGCUAUGCAGAGACCAAACAAUUACCUGUUGACACUAUAGACUAUCCCAGUAUUGCAGAACAAGUAGUGAAACACAUCAAAUCUCAUCGCUUACUGUUUUGGGAUCUCAAAGAUAUCCAAGGGCCUCCUGGUCCUCCUGGACCUCCUGGACGUCCUGGAAUCAGCCAUGCAUACAGUGCUUAUGGCAACAUGACGGAGAUGAUUAAAUUGAUUAAAGACCACGGCAUAGUUGGACCACCAGGAAGACCUGGGCAGAAGGGAGAAGUUGGAUAUCCUGGUCCCAAAGGAUCAAGAGGUCCUAGAGGGGAGCAAGGCAUCCCUGGUCUACCAGGACUUCCUGGCAAUGAGGGACCAAGAGGACAAAAAGGAGAAAACGGAGAAUCCGUCUACAUGAAUCACAGAAGAAACAGAAGCACAGGUGUUUAGUCUGACAAGCAAAAAAACAAUUUUCAUCAAUUUCAUCAUUCAUGAAUCGAUUUUUGAUUAUUGCAACUUUUGUAGUA